Megalops cyprinoides (Indo-Pacific tarpon) is the source of this 2896-nucleotide messenger RNA. It is a transcript of the gene ptp4a1, whose product is annotated as protein tyrosine phosphatase 4A1. The record is from RefSeq and is a predicted model, not a curated record. The transcript has 6 exons. Gene Ontology annotation, biological process: protein dephosphorylation. NCBI's taxonomy places the organism in Eukaryota, Metazoa, Chordata, Actinopteri, Elopiformes, Megalopidae. The coding region runs from base 647 to 1168 and encodes 173 amino acids. Gene Ontology annotation, molecular function: protein tyrosine phosphatase activity. Gene Ontology annotation, cellular component: nucleus.
UGCUGGAGCAACAGCAGAGCGGACACCGACCCAGCACGGACGGUAGCUGUAUGGUACAAGACCACUAGCGAGAUCAUUUUUCUCUUCUUCUUAGGGACCGGCUUUAUGAUUAAGCUACAAUCUUCAAUGAGUAAGCAUAUCCCUCAGUUCUGUGGUGUUCUUGGUCACACAUUUAUGGAGUUUCUGAAGGGCAGUGGGGAUUACUGCCAGGCACAGCACGACGUCUAUGCAGACAAGUGAACUGUAGGAACAUAUUAUUACUCCACAAAGAAGCCCCCUUAAGGAGCUGAGCGCCUGGCGGUAUCUGGGAAACCAGAGUGUUGAACUUGCAGCAGUGGCAGAGCGUUCAUCUCACCUGAGGAGAAAACACCUGGAUGGGGUAAUCUUCGAGCACACUGCCUUCGACGGCUUCCGUCUAUUCGGAUUUGAGAAGAUCUUUGGAUUUGUUUGGAGAGGUCCAUCGCCCACUUUGCCCAUCCCUUUCCCACCCCAUUCCAGGCCCCUCAACUUCAGACCAGCAAAGGCUGAGUUUUUUUCUUGCAAGGAAUAUAAGAAGACACGUUCUGUCCUCCCGCCUGGUUCGUCCACUCUUUCAUUGGGUUAUUAAAAAGUAUUGUUUGUCACUGAAUUUGUAAAUCUUUUCACAAUGGCCCGUAUGAAUCGCCCUGCCCCUGUGGAGAUCACGUACAAGAAUAUGAGAUUCCUCAUCACUCACAACCCCACCAAUGCCACCUUAAACAAGUUCAUAGAGGAAUUGAAGAAAUAUGGAGUGACCACCGUUGUUAGAGUAUGUGAAGCCACCUAUGAUGCUGCACAGGUGGAGAAAGAAGGGAUUCAGGUUUUGGAUUGGCCCUUUGACGAUGGAGCUCCUCCCUCCAACCAGAUUGUUGAUGAUUGGCUGAACCUCCUGAGGGCCAAGUUCCGCGAGGAGCCUGGCUGCUGCAUCGCUGUCCAUUGCGUGGCGGGGCUUGGAAGAGCCCCAGUCCUGGUUGCCCUUGCCAUGAUAGAAUGUGGGAUGAAGUAUGAAGAUGCUGUCCAGUUCAUCAGACAGAAGCGCCGUGGUGCAUUCAACAGUAAACAGCUCCUUUAUCUGGAGAAGUAUCGUCCAAAGAUGCGCCUGCGAUUCAAAGACUCCAACGGCCAUCGUAACAACUGCUGCAUCCAGUAGGGCAGAAGUCAUUCGCCACUCGCUAACUCCCCCUACAGAAGGCACAGAGUGUUUGUGUUGUGGCCACAUGUUGUGCAGAUGCCCCUUGAACCCCCCAAUUCAGUAAACGAUAUGUAGGUACAUCCAUAGGAAACCAUGACACAUCACCUUUCAACCAACACCCAUUUUGCCCAAUCCCGUGAUUUCUCAAAGGUACCCUCCACUGUUUUAAAAGUUGGUCUAAAGAUAUUAAAAAUAAUUUUACCGUUGCAAAUUAUUGGGAUGGCUUGGUCGGUUAAUAUUCAUCUUCAACUUUUGGGGGUUCAUAGUUUUUCAGCUUUUGUACCCAGCAAAAAACUGCCCCCCCCCCCCCCCCCAAUAGUAUUUUAUUUUAGUGUAGCUGUUUCAGGGUGUACUCUAAGAAGAUGUAAGGGUUUUCCUGGCCUUUUGUGCCCAGAUUCCUCCUGUCGGGAUGACACAUAGCCAGCUUCCAACCAGCAAACUACCAAUAACAUGUUGUUGUGUAAAAAUAGUUUGCUGUAUUGAUCUCGUAAGAUAAAAAUGUUAUAAUUCUACAAGUAGGAAGAUGCAGGAGCCAGCUGCUUACAUAAGUUACAGUUGUUACGUGCUCUCCAACUGACAACCUUUUAGCUACUGUGCUCUGCUCGCUACUGCUAUGUAACCAUCAAUUAAUAUAGCUACAUGGCUGAUGUUUAUAGCGAAUUUAAAUCUGGUCAAAAUCUCACCAAUUGGAAAGACUGCAUAAUGUCUUAGUCCCGUACAUUCCUGUGAUGCAAUGUGUAAAAGUUUUUGAAAAGGGGGUUCUAGCCAAAAACUGCAGGUGUCCAAUUUUUUUACAGCUCCUUAAACUGCCCAGACUGCUGACAUAUCUCAGCUCAUGGCUGCACAUUGGCUUGAAGGCACCACUUCUGUACUUAACAUGAGUCUCUUUACCCUUCUGGGAUGUUUGAAUUUACCUUUUUUCUGUGUUUAAAAUCUUAAGCGUGACAGUUGCUGAUUGAAUUGCUCUAAAAACACAUUCAUGUUUCUGAAACAAUUGUACAUUCAUCACAACUAACAAUCUAUUUGUGUUUUAGGGGCAAAUCUUUUGAUUCCAUUUUUUAUUAAGAAGAUGAUCAGAUGAUGCAUUGACAUUUUUUCCAUAACAUUGUUGAAACCAUGCCAAUUGUGAAAUGCACACCAGAGCUGGUCAAUAACAUUUUUAGUAUUUAGUGAAAGAUCAGUUGCUAUGUUAAACGAGGAACUGAUGCCUAGGAAGAAGAGGGGAGUUGUUGCAUUCUUGAAACAAAGCUAGAGAAAAGCAGCUUUUCACAGUGGCUUUCACAUCAGAGACAUAGAGGCACUUACGCUUUUUUGGCUCAAAAUUACUUGUUUGCAUGAUAUUAGACAAGUAUUUGGAAAGGGUUGAGUUAACACUUUCCCUGAGGUCUGUGAUGCUAAGGUCAUCAGCGCUUGUAAGUGGUAACUGUAGGAAUGGAAAACCAGCUGUACCCUUGCAUAUAGCUGCACGAUCAUUGAUUUGCUGGCAUUGCCUCACUUUGGUUUGUUCUGACUAAAUUCUGGGGCGUAUUCUUGGCAGCGUCAUCCAACCACUUGUCUCUACCAGUUAUACUGAUACGAUCUAGAUGCACUCCACUAAUCGUGAAACCUCCAUUUGAGAAAGAACAGAAAUGUAUGCACUUUUCACUGCUUUGCAUGGUUCGACCCCCCCCCCCCCCCAAAAAAAAA